UUUUUCUUUAUUGGAAGUAAAUAAAGUAUUUUCCGACAUAAUUUGCUUUGCUACUUCCAAUUUGAUGCCCUCACUCGUGAGGAUCUUUUCAACAUACUCGAUGAUAAAAUCCGUAUCUUCGUGCGCCCAUGCAAUAUCCUCUUCAUAUGGAUCCUCUAUAUAUCACUAAAUUGCAUGCUACGKAAGUCGAAUAAACAACACUGUCUUAUUAUAAAUGAUAAGAAAAAUUCUAAAAUGACAAAUAAAUAAAAACAACAAAAAAAGCAAACACAACGUAAGGAUAGUAAGUAAAGUUUCAGCAUUACAUUAACAGUCAUUCGCAUGAAAAAUGUCACCACGGGGUUCACGAUAUCUCCGUGACUUUCAAAAUUCAGCCAUGUUGUCAAAUAUGUCACAUAGACGAGACCUUGGAGACACAAAUCGAUUGAUCCUCUUAUAAACAGCUUUGUUCACAAGAGUUGCAUACUCAGAUUAGCCUCUGACUGGGGCUAAAACCUUACUGAAACGUCGAAUUCCACAUGUGGUACAAUAAUUUCAGUGUCAAAGUUUACAUUGAAUUCGAAACAAGGGAAAUUCGACGUUUAAAACACCCUAUAGCGAAGUACUCAAAUGGAAAGCAAGGCAUUGUUAGCGCUAUAAAUCAUCUACUCCUUUUUAUUUUAACAGUACUCUUUGAGUACACCGAUAAUUUAUUGUUGUGUCUAUGACACACAUCGUAAGUGGCCAUUAAUUUCCCCAAACAAAGGAGUGUAUUUUAACACAGGUAAAUUGGAAUAUCUUUUAGCAAGCUAGAAACACUAACCUGGAGUUGACACCGCAGGCUUUUUUCACCUAUUUUUAGGUGAGGUUUUAGGGGAGAGUUGCUAUAUAAGCGAGCCCAGAGGGCGUUUGAAAUGAGCAGAAGCAAUGGUCAAGGAUUAGAAGUCUUGAACGCUCAAGUGCUUGAAUGAUUUCUGGAUCUACUGGUCAGGCGAACCAGGCGAACCAGGCGAACACUAUUAGGUGCCAUUCAAACUUUGUUCUCAGGUCAAGAUUUGGCCAAUCUACUUGAAGUUCAUCCCAAAUAAUUCGUAACCGGAAAGAGUCCAUCCUACUGGUGCACCAUUAGUKUGAUUGGUGUCCUUUCUCAGCUGGAAUCUUCAUGGGGAACURUUGAUUUAUUGUGACAUAUUGUGGAAAAGCUACUUCGUCUAUUGCAUACAUAAACGGUCGUGACAGAAAARGACUKUCAGUUUCUCCAUCUCUUUAAGGGGUACGAGAARUAGACAUAUAAUCUCUAAUAACGGCAACGGCUUUCGAGUUUCUCUGGAAAAAGCAUUACGUUACAAUCUCAUCAUCAUCGGUAAUGCGCUCGCGCCGUUUGGUAUUGGAUAUUUGACACURGUCAAGUAAACAGAAUUKAAAUCCAAAGCAAUGGCUUCGAACGAAACCAGCGCCUUUACAGAUGAAGCACGAGUCAAACAAGGAUUUUACACCGUCGCCUUCGCACUAGGAACCAUUGGAAACAUACUAGUACUCAUUGUCGUUGCUGGGAGACGUGAGCGCAGAACUGUCAAUGAUAUAUUUAUUGUCAAUCUGGCCAUCGCAGAUCUUAUGUAUUUGUUUCUAUGUCUGCCCACAAACUUUUUCAUAGCAGAACUUGGACGAGUACCRUCUGACUUUUAUUGCCGUUUUGUAUGGCCAAUGAUGACUGUGACSAUUUGUAUAAGUAUUUUUACGCUAACAUCCAUGGCGAUACAUCGAAGGCAGGUCAUACUUAACCCAUUUAAACCAGAGAUUAAACACCGCUACGUAGUCUUAUGGAUCCUCGUYAUAUGGAUGCUCGGGAUCAUAGUGGUGAUCCCUCUUAUCAUUGUAUUGAGCUCAAAACAGGUUGAGCCAUACGGGUGCGAGGAAAGUUGGCCGUCGGAGAAGUAUCGCAAGGCUUACACAGCUGCCCUUUUCGUCGUUCAAUAUGCUCUUCCACUGCUGAUCAUUGCUGUUGAGUACGUUCGCAUCGGAAGGGACCUCUUCAAACCAAGAGGAAARCGCACAAAGGGUGACAAAAGAAGAGCAACGGACCCUGCUAGACAAAAAGAGAAUAUGCAAGUUAUCAAAACUCUUGCUACAAUUGUGACACUCUUUGCAUUAACCAUGCUACCGGCACAAUUAGCUUGGAUGUUGAUUGACUUUGGUGCAGAAAMCGCUCAAAAGGUCGGGUGGUUUUUCUAUAGGAUCUGUGAAUGGCUUCUCUAUACGCAUGCGUGUCUCAAUCCUAUAGUGUAUGGCAGCGUUGGGAAGCAUUAUAGAAGGGACUACAUCAAGUACAUAAGUGCAAUACUCUGCUGUCGCUGCAAAUCGGCGUUUGAAAAUGACUUGGAUGAGUCUCAAAUACGGGAGAGUUCAUCCUGGGUCAACGAUACUCCUCCUACCAGACAAGGAACUUGUUUGAUUUUUAACACAUGCGCUAAAAAGAAAAAUAAGUUUACAGAAAAUGCCUAUGAUACAGAAAUUUUGCAUGAUAAUAAUUAUAACGAUAAGUCUUGCGCGGAAAAACAUAUAUAGAAUGUAUAGAAGAAUUCGCUAUAUUUUUUCAACAUGUACUUUUCCCAGCAAGGCAUUUCUGAGAAGAGUCUGAACCCRGCUGGACAYACAGGACAAUUYCUUACGACGAAAGGAGUCAGCACCACAUAUUGAAAUACUUAUAGUCUAUAGRAAACAUCUUGCACAUGUACGGGUUUUAUCCUUUGAUACCAGAAAAAAAAAUAAGGAAGAUUAUGGAGCAUCACAUAUGAAAUAUAAGCAUGUACAUAAACAAUAGGACGAACACACCUAUUUAGUGAGAGAGAGCUGGGGACACUAUACUUGAUGAUAAAUACAUUAAAUUCUUUCCAAAAAAC
Molecule: messenger RNA, 2879 nt
Organism: Exaiptasia diaphana
Lineage: Eukaryota; Metazoa; Cnidaria; Anthozoa; Actiniaria; Aiptasiidae
Product: neuropeptide FF receptor 1
Exons: 3
Coding region: 1414-2544 (376 amino acids)
Biological process (GO): G protein-coupled receptor signaling pathway
Cellular component (GO): membrane
Molecular function (GO): G protein-coupled receptor activity
Source: RefSeq, a predicted model, not a curated record